Molecule: messenger RNA, 1069 nt
Organism: Caenorhabditis elegans
Lineage: Eukaryota; Metazoa; Nematoda; Chromadorea; Rhabditida; Rhabditidae
Gene: T16G12.7
Product: Serine/threonine-protein phosphatase
Biological process (GO): amoeboid sperm motility; regulation of pseudopodium assembly; male meiosis chromosome segregation
Cellular component (GO): pseudopodium; chromosome; chromatin
Molecular function (GO): hydrolase activity; protein serine/threonine phosphatase activity
Source: RefSeq, marked reviewed
AAUUUAUUUUUCAAUUUGUCGAGAAUGGCAAACAACCGUUCAACCUAUGGAAACGUCAACAAUAAAAGUGAUCUAAAUGUAGACGAUAUAAUUGUAAAAAUCCUGAACAUUGGAUCAGGCGGGAACAAUUUCGAAGCAAUUAUGAGCCAGAAGACACUUGUUUCCUUGUUGGAUGCAGCCAAGGAUGUAUUCAUGAAACAAGGUGCAAUGCUCGAACUUGAAGCUCCUGUGAAGAUCUGUGGUGACGUACAUGGUCAAUAUUCGGAUGUUCUUCGCCUUUUCGAUCGUGGAGGAUUCCCACCAUUGGUCAACUACUUGUUUCUGGGGGAUUACGUCGAUCGCGGACAACAAAGUCUAGAAGUUGCCUGUCUGUUCCUGGCCUACAAAGUCAAAUUUCCCGGGAACUUCUUCAUGUUACGCGGGAAUCACGAGUGCGGAUCCAUUAACCGUGUCUAUGGAUUUUUGGAUGAAGUUCAACGGAAAUAUGGAGCAAAGGGUGGAACAACAAUGUGGAAUUGCUUUCAAAUUUGUUUUGCGUAUAUGCCGUACACUGCUCUGGUCUCCGGAAGAAUUCUUUGUAUGCACGGUGGAAUCAGUAAACGGAUGAACAAUUUGAAUCAACUUCGCAAUCUUCAAAGACCGGUUUUAGAAGUCGCUAAUCCGAGCGUCGAAAUAGAUAUCCUCUGGUCAGAUCCUGACUCAACAGUUGAUGAUUUUGUGGACAGUACCCGUGGAGUUGGUCAAGUUUUUGGAGCAAAAGCAUUGACAGCUAUAAUGAAUAAACUGGACGUUGAUUUGGUUGCACGUGCACAUCAAGUAGUUCAAGAUGGAUAUGAAUUCUUCAACAACAAACGUCUUGUCACAAUUUUCUCAGCUCCUCAUUACUGUGGAGAAUUUGACAAUGCGGCUGCGAUGAUGAAUGUUGACAAGAACUUGACUUGCUCCUUCCAGAUCAUGAGACCCUCCAUCGAUGCAAAAAAGUGAACUACAAGUGAAGAAAGCAAAAGAAUUCUCAAUUUAUGCAUGUAUUUUAUUUCUGUGAAAAUAUUUUGAAUAAAUUUGAAAUUCU